CGUCCAAAUUUGAAUGCUCUCUUCUGCCCCGCGACAUGCCAUGGCACGGACAACCCGGGCUUGGAGAAGACCGUCAGUAACCUUGCAGCAAUGGCUCCGAAGUCUAAACCAUUGCCGAAAGUUUCAAGACGCCUCCCCCUCAUCCAUAGCUUGGCUAUACAUCCUUUCGCCCGGUCGGCUCAAAAUUCUGAGCAUCAGACACGUCUCUGAACCUGGCUUCUUCUCUACGUAGCUACUCCUCAUUUCGAAUCCGAAAAUAUGGGCGCCUACAAUUCUGACAACAGAAAGUCAUCAAUCUCCUCAGCAACGAGCAGGCUUCCGCACUUUUGGAGGGGACUUACACCCUUGAGCGCGCCCGACGGCUCCACGUCGUUGUACAACGUCGUUAUUCAGCGAUUUAAUCUUUCGAAUCAUGAACCAGCCGCUACUCCGACUAUGAGAUUGUUACUGGGGCAACUAGCCAGACGAAACCGGCAAUCCUUUUAUACCAUGAGAGCUGGGAAGCUGGAACUCUCUUUAUCUUUUACUACGUCUCCUUCUCUACUAGAGGAGCUGGCUACCAUGCGGGAAGCUCGUCAUAAUGAAGGCUCACGGAGCCGCACGGUUGUGAGUCCUACUCAGCGCCUCACCAUUGGCUUGCCGCUUCUGGAUAGAGCGACCGAGAUGUGGCACUGGGGCAUGAAUAGGGAUGUGAAUCCAGAGUCACAGAUGAUGGAGAGGGCAGCGCCAGUGUCCGGCUGGAAGCGCAGGAGCGAGGGCGGCGCGGGCGCGGCCCUGAGAAAUGGAGCGGAGGAGUGCGAGAAGCUCCCCGGCCGGGCCGUUGUAGUGGCAGGAGUAGAUGUCGCGUGCUUAGAAGUUUGAGCAGGUCAGAAGGCGGCAUUGCACUUUUGUUGCAUGUGCGACUCUCGGGACAGGUGAUGAUGACGCCAGACGGCGCCUGAACCGUGAAGGCUGCCAGGACCCGUCUCGGGAGACGAAGUUUCCUGGCAAUGGUCAUGGUCACGGCCUCGGUUGUGGCUGAAGCGAGAGGCAGGAGCAAAGGCUGGUAGAGCUGUCGCUGGGCCAUGAGAAACGCGGGCUGGCUCGG
This is a messenger RNA of Microdochium trichocladiopsis, 1087 nucleotides long. RefSeq lists its product as uncharacterized. Lineage: Eukaryota; Fungi; Ascomycota; Sordariomycetes; Xylariales; Microdochiaceae. Bases 259 to 861 code for a protein of 200 amino acids. The transcript has 2 exons. The record is from RefSeq and is a predicted model, not a curated record.